UCUCUCUCGCUCUCUCUCUCUCAGUCUCUCUGCCAUCUGUCUCUGCUCAUUACCCCCCUCGAGCCGCAACUCGUUUCAGACGUGUUGACCAGGUCUGACUCACUGCAUUUGAACUUCCUGUUGCUCUGCUUCCUUCAAGGGUACAGGAAAUUCGGAAAAAAACUCUCAAAUAAUCCUCAAUGAGGAUGGAGUGGAUAUUUGGAUGGACGCUGGCGUUGACCUGUUUCCAGCUGACUGAGGGAGAAGUGGUGGCCACAUUCCAGGGGAGAUGCGAGGGCUUUUUCCGUGGAGGGAAAGAACCUGCUGGGUUUAGGAACGAGGCAACACUACAGAUCUGCCAGCAGUACAAGGGCAGAGCACGUUUUGCUACCCUUUACAAUUCCAACCUGCGUCUCCCUGUCUACUCUGCCUACCUCCUCCAUCCUCAUGGUAUGAGCGCCAGAGAGGAUUCGUGGCUCAUCGAACCCCAGAUCACAAACCGCAGUUGGCCGGCUGACAUGCAGACGCCUGGUCAACUGAGCCGGGAAAUCAGACAGAGUUCCCGGACGGUGAAGGCCAGACUGGGAAAGUCUCAGGCUCUGGAGGAGGAUUACAAAGGAGAUCCCUACGACCGGGGACACCUGAACCCCGUGGCCCACCAGGCGGGAACCAACCGUGAGGCCACCUUCACCCUCACCAACGUGGCGCCCAUGCACCGAACCCUGAACCGCGGGUCAUGGCGUGUGUGCGAGGAGCAGCUGAGGGACUUGUCCUCUUCUCUCUGCCCCCCCGGGGUACCCGUCUACGUCCUGACCGGGACCUCCCCGCCUUUCUUGGGGAAGAUCCCGGUGACGAGCCCUGGGCGGGUGUCCGUGCCCCGCUACGUGUGGUCUUCCCUCUUCUGCAAACUCAACGCGUCCUCCUCGUUCUCUCUGGCCCACGUCGGAGACAACGAGCUUCACACCGUAUCGAGCAUGAAGGUCUCUGAGCUCGAGACGUUGCUGGCUCUCCACUACGGACGGCGUAUCUCACUCUACCCCAACUCAGCUCCGAGCUGGAGCCCACAUUGGUUCCUUCCUCUUCUCCUUAAUCUUCUAGUGAAUCAAUAAUGACUGACUCCCCCAAGUCUCUCUCCCUCUCCCUCUCACACCCACUCCACCCUCUGACUC
This is a messenger RNA of Callorhinchus milii (elephant shark), 1148 nucleotides long. Its product is annotated as endonuclease domain-containing 1 protein-like. The record is from RefSeq and is a predicted model, not a curated record. The transcript has 3 exons. Bases 180 to 1088 code for a protein of 302 amino acids. NCBI's taxonomy places the organism in Eukaryota, Metazoa, Chordata, Chondrichthyes, Chimaeriformes, Callorhinchidae. Gene Ontology annotation, molecular function: hydrolase activity; nucleic acid binding; metal ion binding.